This is a messenger RNA of Oreochromis aureus, 669 nucleotides long. Its product is annotated as cytochrome c oxidase assembly factor 5. The record is from RefSeq and is a predicted model, not a curated record. NCBI's taxonomy places the organism in Eukaryota, Metazoa, Chordata, Actinopteri, Cichliformes, Cichlidae. The transcript has 3 exons. Gene Ontology annotation, biological process: mitochondrial respiratory chain complex IV assembly. Gene Ontology annotation, cellular component: mitochondrion. Bases 151 to 378 code for a protein of 75 amino acids.
UACUUCCGUUUUCCCAUCAUGCCAUUUCAGAAAGAUGGUAGCUUACAGCUUUCAUACUAACAUCGGUGUCUGUGCUGUGAACUAGCUGAUUUUUCUCACUUGUUAGUUUACUAGUACCAAUUUAACUGGUGUUAAAUUGAGUUCCCAACAAUGCCGAAAUAUUACGAAGACAAAGAGGAGGAUAACAGAGCAUGCGCGGGCAUCAGAGAAGACUUUAAGGCAUGUCUCCUUCAGCACGACUGUGUUGUUAAGGAGGGAAAGAAACCCAGUGAGUGUCUAAAGGAAGGCCACUGCAAAGCCCUGCAGACAUCCUUCUUUGAGUGCAAGAGGUCAAUGCUGGACGCGAGGUCGAGAUUCAGAGGAAGGAAAGGAGAAUGAGGAACCAGGCGAAAUCUGAUGCAUCUUUUUAAGGUUCAAGCAGCUCCGAGUACGUGCAUUGAUGUCCAGGGAAUGUUCCAGCAUUACAAAUACCUGCUGUGGACAUGUGUCGAGAAAGUUGGUGACGCACUGAAAACAGGAUUACCGACUAAUCAAGCUAAGUGCAGGACGGGGAAAAAACCUGUACAACUCUUCUGAUCGAUGGGAGUUUUUAUUUCUUGGGAGAAAAAUGUUGGAUGAGUGUGUGUUUAAGAAAAUGCAAACACUUGUAAUAAACUAAUGAUUACAAUG